AUUCGAUAUAAUUAUUUCCAGCACUAUGGUCUCAGCCUGGGGAACAGCAGCCUCCGAGAUGGAGAGCGAGGCGGAGUUACACAGGGGUUUAGCCACAUCUUUUCAAGAAGAUAUCUACAAACCUUUGAAAGUUCUGUCAGAAACACAGUAUAAGAUAAGAAAACCUAUUGAAAACAUGGUAGAUAAGGCAGCUAAAGGACUGCUGAACAGGAGAGAAGAGGAGCAAAAGAUGCGAAAGCAUGCCUUCUCCUGCUGUAAAGAGACAGAAAAACUCAGUGAACAGUUACAGGACGCCAAGGCUGGGAAAAGCAAGCAAAUGUCAGACAAAGAUAUAACAAAGCUGGAGAAGAAAUGUAGGAGUGCCUCCACAUCACUAGCUAAGGCAGACACUGAGUACCACGAGUCUUUCCAGAAAGCAGAGGUGGCGAGACAAGAGUGGGAGGCAGAGGUUUAUAAUGGCAGUUCGCAGAUGCAGAAAUUAGAAGAGGAAAGGAUAUCACAAAUGUUAGAAUAUUUACAAAAAUAUCAGAAUAGCUUAGCUGAAAUAGGGCCCAAAUUAAUACAAAUUUGUGAUCGUCUCCGUGAAGCUGUGUUGGUGGUGGAUGUCCAGAGAGACCUUGCCACAGUGGUUGACCAGAAGGGGACAGGACCACACCAGCCUGAACAGCUGUUAUUUGAAAGCUAUGCAGAAGAUUUUAACAAUACUAUGAACCCAGAGAGAAGACGGAAGGCUUUAACCAACUACUUAUUAUAUUUACAACAAGAUGUAGAACGAGAGAAAAAAGGAAGAGAAGGGGUAGAGAAGUUAUUAGAUGUGUACAAAAAUACGCCCAACUUUGCCGAUCAGGGAGCACUUGAUGAUGCUAAAAGAAAAUUAAAGAACGUGAGUGCUACCCUGAACUUCCUGGAAGCCAGUUAUUACAAGGUGUCCUGUGCCUUAGCACAGCUCAAUGGGAAACCAAAGCCUGAUCACAGGUUUGCUCCAUACAUUGAACAAGUCAAAGACAAACAGAAUGGCCAUGGCCAUGGUCACAAAUUACAUGGUCAGAACUGCAGUGUGUUGCGGCUGCCAGCCUCGAUAGCAAUGGAGGGAGCACCUGACCUUGACCUCUCCUUACAGGGUCACGGCAGGGGGUCUGCAGACGGGGGCCAUGAUGACAGACAUUCCUAUGGAGACUUUGAUGAUGAUGAAUUUGAUGAUUACAAUACCAAUGCCACAGUGUUAUGCACGUGUCAGGCUAUCUAUGAAUACCAAGCCAACAUGAGUGAUGAGCUUACCAUUAGACCAGGUGACACCAUUAAUGUGUACCACAAACAAGAUGAUGGCUGGUGGCAGGGUGAACUCAAUGGACAAGUGGGCAUUUUUCCAGCCACAUAUGUACAAUAACGCCACUGGUUCUGUGCUCCACAUAAUGCAAAGCACCAUAGGGAAGCAAUUAUGUCAUAAAAAGGUGGAGCUGUUGGCACGGAGAGCUUAUUGGACACUAGAACUAUUACCAGCUCUGUACAGUGAUAACUCCCUGGCAAUGAAAUUCCUGGGUGUGACAGUAUCACGUGGUCCAGAAACAAGAAGUUUUUGGAAGAGAUGUUUCAGCAUCUUUUCAACAAUGAAAUGUUUAAAAGUUGGUAACACUGGCUGCAUGUGUACCAUGGAACUAAAUGUGCCACCUUUGCCCCCAAAAGACUAGUCUAAGGUGGAACAUAUGACCAAAAGAACUCAUGGGUAUGUGAAUGGGCAUAAUCACAAUGUGGGAUCCUCAAGCAAGAUGAUAGACUCUAGCAAUAACAUAUUGGAUUGGAUGCUUGUAACAUAUGCCUUAUUAUAAGGGGCUGGAGACUACCUCUGGCAGCAGUGACUACCUAGCUGAUAACUUUUUUGUGGGACCACAUACUUUAUGUUUUCAGUCCCUUUAUAAUUGGAAAAAAUAAUUGCCGGCACAACUGCAAUUGUGUUGUAUGCUAAACUUUGAAAAUCAGUGAGCCUUUGGACAGGCAGUUGGUAAAGGACAAAACCGUUCUGGAAAACCCUCAGAAACUUUAAAAGGUUUUGUCAUAUAUUAUAAAAUUAACGGUGUGUUUUCUGUAUUGAUUGAGGAAGACUCAGCCUUUGGAAGGACUGUUUUAUAUAUAUAUA
Lingula anatina is the source of this 2134-nucleotide messenger RNA. Its product is annotated as nostrin-like. The record is from RefSeq and is a predicted model, not a curated record. Gene Ontology annotation, biological process: signal transduction. Lineage: Eukaryota; Metazoa; Brachiopoda; Lingulata; Lingulida; Lingulidae. Gene Ontology annotation, cellular component: plasma membrane; cytoplasm. Gene Ontology annotation, molecular function: protein binding.